GAAAAAGACACGGCGCUUGAAAACAAAUUUUUCCCUGGUUCAUGUUCGACAUGAUGGAUAAAGUUAACAAAGUUUUGUUCGUUGUUUCACCUUGUCCACACUGAAAUUUAUGUUUAGACGUUUGCUGACGUCAUGGAAUGCAAAAAAGCAACUUUGAGCGUCCCAUCUUACGGACAUGUUAUCACCAGCGAGAAGUGGAGAAACUCGUCGCUUAUUCAAGGCUUGAAAGGUGGAGGUGUGAAAAUCGUAUUCGAGACCGAGCUUGGCAUUGCUGACUUCCUCCUCCCGAAUAAGAGCUGCAUCCUCUACCUUUCCGAGUCUGACAUCAUUGCAGACACCGCCUACAAGCGGAAGCUAGUCCGCUACAGGAAUGCCUGCAGCAGCUUCCAGGAGCUGGUACUGGUGGAGAAAACCCGCCUGAGCCAGCAGUACUUCUCAGCCGUGCAGAAGUUUGUGGUGUUGGAACUCGGCCUGACGCUGCUGCCGAUCGGUGGGCAGACGGAGGCUUCGCAUCUUGUUCUUCAAAUGGUUCACACUGACGGAAAGGAAAACCCAUUCAGAAGGAAAAGCUCGUCUGGACUCUUGGACCCGCUGGUCUUGUCCACAGUGCAACAGGUUCCCGGGGUGGGCCGGGUCAAAGCUCUGGCCCUAUUGGAGCAUUUCCCCAGCAUCCAUCAGCUGUGCAACGCAACAGUCGCAGAACUGGAAGCCAUCGUGGGCCAGGCAUCCGCGCAAAGCAUUCACACUUUCUUCUACAAGUCUUCUGAAGUUGGAAGAUGAGAUCUAUCUCUUGGACCAAACGAGGACGCUUUGGUGGCAAACUGACCGUAAUGAAUUUUACGACGAACUGUCUUUGAGAUUGGUGUCCAAAUCUCAAAUAUUGCAUGUUCUAAUGCUUGGAAAAAAAUACAGUGCUUGGUUCUUGCUAGUUAAUAAAUUAAUAAGGAAGUUGGUUGCUUCUAGCAGUUUAUUGACACUCCAAUUAAGUACUGUUAAACUAAACUGCAAAAAAAAAAAUACAACACUACCUUUAGUUCUUACUGUAUAGAUUUGUGGGGAAAAAUGAGCCCCUCUAAAAAAAUCAAUACUAUAAGGAUUUAAUUUAACAUUACUCAAAAAUUGAUUGAGGAUAUUAAAUCUUGACCAAGUGACCACUUGAGCUAGUAUAGGGUCCU
Messenger RNA from Corythoichthys intestinalis (scribbled pipefish), 1175 nucleotides. RefSeq names its product FA core complex associated protein 24 (gene faap24). Gene Ontology annotation, molecular function: chromatin binding. Gene Ontology annotation, biological process: interstrand cross-link repair. The transcript is spliced from 4 exons. Gene Ontology annotation, cellular component: Fanconi anaemia nuclear complex. The coding region runs from base 133 to 780 and encodes 215 amino acids. Lineage: Eukaryota; Metazoa; Chordata; Actinopteri; Syngnathiformes; Syngnathidae. The record is from RefSeq and is a predicted model, not a curated record.